UGCUUGACCCGAGUAGACUCAGCUGACUAUUUUUAAGAUAAAUUAUAAGCUACGCUUCACACGAUCCAUUAAGCUUCUCUAGACGGUUCUCCUUGUCGUCUUCUUCUCCUUCUUCUUCAUCUUCCUAUUCAAACAUACUUCUUAUCCUUUUCACCUUCAGAAUUCCGAUCUGGGUCUCUGAAGACAAUACAAAUGAAGAAAGCAGUGUUGAAAUUGGAACUAGACGAUGACAAAGUCAAGAAAAAAGCCAUGAAGACAGUCUCUGGCCUUUCAGGGGUUGAAUCAAUCGCCAUGGAUAUGAAGGACAAGAAAUUGACAGUGAUUGGAGAUAUUGAUCCGGUGAGUAUAGUGAGCAAACUGAGGAAGCUAUGUCAAACAGAGAUAGUAUCAGUUGGACCUGCAAAAGAGCCAGAGAAGAAGAAAGAAGAGCCCAAGAAAGAAGAGCAAAAGAAGGCAGAUGAUAGCAAGAAAAAAGAUGAUGUAGCUGAACUUGCCAAGCUCUACAAGGCCUAUAAUCCUUACAUGACUGCAAAUUACCAUGUGAGAAGUGCAGAGGAAGAUCCCAACGCCUGUAUUAUCGGCUAAGAGUAAUACUACAGGUAUUUACUUUGAGUAUAUAAAUAGGUACAUAUUUGGGUAUCAUCAUAUGGUUUGAUGUUAUCUUAUUUUUAAUUCAAUAUCACGGUAUUUAUAUCUGUCAAAUUCUGGAGUCCUGGAAGAGUCAGAAUUAGAAUAUGCAGAAGAGCCUGUGUUGAGGCUCGUAUGUACAGUAGGCAGGCAAUCUGGAUUGUGCUUGUUUCUUGUUUUUUAGGGUGGAUUUGGAAUAAAUGAGUCAAAAUUUUCUUGGCGAUGA
Mangifera indica (mango) is the source of this 853-nucleotide messenger RNA. Its product is annotated as heavy metal-associated isoprenylated plant protein 39-like. Gene Ontology annotation, molecular function: metal ion binding. NCBI's taxonomy places the organism in Eukaryota, Viridiplantae, Streptophyta, Magnoliopsida, Sapindales, Anacardiaceae. The transcript is spliced from 3 exons. The record is from RefSeq and is a predicted model, not a curated record. The coding region runs from base 193 to 585 and encodes 130 amino acids.